Cyprinus carpio (common carp) is the source of this 5096-nucleotide messenger RNA. It is a transcript of the gene letm1, whose product is annotated as leucine zipper and EF-hand containing transmembrane protein 1. Gene Ontology annotation, cellular component: mitochondrial inner membrane. NCBI's taxonomy places the organism in Eukaryota, Metazoa, Chordata, Actinopteri, Cypriniformes, Cyprinidae. The record is from RefSeq and is a predicted model, not a curated record. Gene Ontology annotation, molecular function: ribosome binding; calcium ion binding. Gene Ontology annotation, biological process: intracellular monoatomic cation homeostasis.
AUUAAUAGGCAGCGACUGCAACGCGCCCCCUGGCGGCUGAGCUCAACCCACAGGAAGACGGAAGCGAAUGCCGAGCGCUUGCAAACUCAUCGCUUGAAUCACCGACCGAGGAGGGUGCAAGGGCAUGAGCCAAGAUCUCGGGACUAUGAUUUCUGUGGAUAGCUCAUAAACCGUCAGUGUAUUACAUCUUCACAUCCACUCAGCGCUACUGCAAAUCUUACAUCAACGUUUGACGCCUCUUCAUCCACACAGACGGGAACAGAAUGGCAUCGAUUUUGCUCACCAGAUCUCGGACUCCUUUACUGAAAACAUCCAGGUCAUUAAAGCACGAAUUCAGAAAAGGAAAGUUAUCAGAAAGCACAUGCUUUAACUGCACUGCACUGCGGUUAGCCACAAACAGCAGUCCUGGUGUUCUUGGAGGCAGUGUCUGGACUCAUGCAUCAUCGGUCCUGUACCUUGACAACUCAUCAGCACUUCAGCGCCGCUUGUCCAGGUCACCUCGUCUAUACUGUGCCAUCUUAGUACCUGACCUUGCCCUGCCUAUCCACACCCACUCCACGUACCCCAGGACGUUAGCCUGGCCACAGAGCACCCCAGUCCGGUGGGUGCAUACUACAGGCCGUCUCCAUGAUGAUUCGAAGGUAGAGCGUUCUUUACGUUCACUGAAGGAUCGGAAUAUAAAGCUUGAGGAGGGUGGACCGGUGUACAGCCCAACCGUAGAUGCCGAACCUAUGAGACGGACAAUACGUCAGCGUGUGAUUGAUGAGGUGAAGCAUUACUAUCACGGGUUCCGCCUACUAUGGAUGGAUACGACUAUUGCAGUGCGGAUGCUCUGGAGGGUGCUGAAUGGACACAUUCUGUCACGCCGAGAGAGGAGACAGUUCCUGAGGACGUGUGCAGAUGUCUUCCGGCUUCUGCCCUUUCUGGUCUUUAUCAUCGUCCCAUUCAUGGAGUUUCUGCUUCCUGUUGCACUGAAACUUUUCCCUAACAUGUUGCCGUCCACCUUUGAGACACAGUCCAAAAAGGAGGAAAGACUAAAGAAGGAGCUGAGAGUGAAGUUAGAGAUGGCCAAGUUCUUGCAGGACACAAUUGAGGAGAUUGCACUAAGAAACAAAGCAGCCAAAGGCAACGUGACCGAGGAGUUCUCCACUUUCUUUCAGAAGAUCCGUGACUCAGGAGAGAGACCCAGUAAUGAGGAGAUCAUACGUUUCUCUAAGCUGUUUGAAGAUGAACUGACCUUAGAUAACCUGACACGGCCGCAGCUGGUGGCUCUGUGCAAGCUGCUGGAGCUGCAGUCCAUCGGCACCAACAAUUUCUUGCGCUUUCAGCUCAUCAUGAAACUCCGAGCCAUCCGUGCAGACGACAAGCUGAUAGCAGAGGAAGGAGUGGACAGUCUGAAUGUGAAUGAGCUGCAGGCAGCAUGUCGUGUGAGAGGGAUGAGAGCUCUGGGUGUGACGGAGGAGAGACUCAGAGAGCAGCUUAAACAGUGGUUGGAGCUUCACCUCAAUCAGCACAUCCCCACAUCUCUGCUGCUGCUGUCCCGAGCUAUGUUCCUGCCAGACACGCUGUCCCCUGCGGACCAGCUUAAAACCACACUACAGAACCUGCCAGAGAUUGUGACUAAAGAGGCGCAGGUGAAGGUGGCAGAGCUGGACUUCUCUAAAGUGGAUAACAAAACCAAGCUGGAGGCCACGCUACAGGAAGAGGCAGCUAUCCAGCAGGAAAACAGAGAGCGGGAGCUGGAGAGACUGGCUGAUGCUGCAGAGAAGGAAAAGGAACAGGCCGCGCGGGAGGCUGAGGUGGUGGAGUUGGAAGCAGAACGACAGGUGGAUGCAGAGCAUGCUCUCUCCAGUGUAGACGUGGCCAUCCAUUCAGAAACACUACGAGAUACUGCACCGGUGCUGGAGGGUAUUAAGGGGGAGGAGAUCACUAAAGAGGAGAUUGACAUGCUGAGUGAUGCCUGCACCAAACUGAAGGAGCAGAAGAAUCUCCUCACCAAAGAGAAAGAGGAGCUGGAGGACCUGAAGGAUGAUGUGCAGGAGUACAGCGAGGACCUGGAGGAGAUCAAGCGAGAGCUGUCCAAAACAGGACAGGAGAAAGUGGUGGAGGAGUCUAAAGCAAGCCAGCUUCUGUCGAAGCGGGUCAACCGCAUGAUCGGCAGAAUGGAUAAGAUCAUCACUGAGCUGGAGAAGGACAAGAUAGUGCUAGAUGGACAGAUGGACAGUGAGACUACACCACCAAUUGGAUUGUUCUUUGAGAAACAUAGUGACUUGCCAAGGGAGAAUCUGAUAAGCAUCAACGAGCUCAUUGCAGUCAUGAAGCAGAUCCAGAACAUCCCUGAACACAAGCUGCUCAGCAUCGCAGACGCACUCGAUGAAAACAAAGAUGGCAAGAUAGACAUUGAUGACGUCUUAAAGGUGGUAGAGCUGAUCGAUAAGGAGGACAUCGAUAUCUCCACCAACCAGGUGGCAGAGAUCAUGGUGAUGCUGCAGAAGGAGGAGAAGCUGUUGGAGAAAGAGAAAGCCAAGGAGAAGGUCGAGAAGGAGCAGGCAGCUAAAAUCCAAAACUAGACUUUCCGUGUAGGGAAUGGAAAAGAUCCUGAAGCUUUUGAAGAUUUUCAAGUUCAUUAAUAUGUGUUAAGAAGCUUCAGAAUGAGACUGAAAACAUUGCUGACCUCCCAUAUUGAUUAAUGUGUGUGUAUAUUUAGAACAAACUUUGCUUUGUUCAAGGAAGACUGUUGUAAAAAUUAAUGAACUAAGACGUUUAUUUAUUAAUAACAUUACAAAAGUAAUGCACUACGGAGCCUUACACAUGACAUACAGAAAACAAUAGAAAUCAUGGCCACAAAUUAAAAAUUAGUUCCCUUGUUUUAGGUAAAUAAUCCCCACAAUCUAACUUAAUUAAAAGGAGGCAACUAAGUAGUACAAUUUAACUAAGAAACAAAUUAAGUCAUGCAAACAAAUUCUUAAUUCAUGUCCAUCAUAUCGUUUAUUAGUCAUGUGCGAGGCACCGAAAGAAAAUUUGUUCAUUUAUUCUCAAAAAGACCCUCUUAAAGAUGAAAUGUUUUAUUUCUGGCACAAAACAGAAACGUUUGUUUGAGCGGCCUUGUUGAGCUGGACAUUACAACAUCAGCUCAACCAAUAGCAUGAGUUUGAGGUGGAACUAUCUUUGUGUAACAGAAAUUGCGCACUUCAGCUGUAAGAUGCAAAAAUGUAUUAAUUUAAUUAUUCUCAUAAUCUAACGCCCUGGCAGUGAUGUCAUUUCCUGUGAUCUGAGGACAUCUCCUCUCUUUGCACAUCACAUCACCUUUUCACCAUCAUUCCAUUACUCAUCCAGUUUUAUUCUGUUGUAAUUUUAUUUAUUUUCAGUUCACAGUCUUUGAGAUUGUUUAUUCAAUAACCAAAGAAGCUUUGUUUCAGACGUCAUGCUUCAUACAUAUACUUGUACAAGCCACCAAGCACUGUGGCUUUGUAUCACAGCAAAAGUCUGAAGUAGUAUUGGGACGUAUCCCUUCAGCACUUGAGCUUUAUUCAGGGCAGAAGCUUUUGCGCGGACUUGAAUAUGGUGGCUGAGACAAAUUUGAUUUAUUUAGCUCCUAUCCUGAAUUGAUUUCAGCAUCAAAUUUACAUUGUGGCCUUCAGUAAUCAAAAUCCCUUGUCCAAAGUAAACUCAAGGGAUUAACUUGAGAUAGCUGUAUAAAUAUGUACCAGUUCAUCAUUGCUAGUAUUUGCAUUGUAUACUAACAGUAAAUAUCAGUCUCUGUUAGCUAGUUUGGGCUAAUGAUAGAUGAAGUGUGUUUGUGGAUGUUUGUAUGUGCUGGGAACUUGAAAGGGAAAAGAUGGAGGUCAGUGCAGACAGAAUCAGGGUACGGCUCAGCCUACAGUCUUUAAGUGACCUGGAUCAUCCCUCUCUCCUUACAUGGAGAGAGCGGCAGCAGUUCUCAUAGCAGAGCACCUACAGUAACUGGAAUGUGUCGAUCAGCAUGAGACUCGCACACUCACUGGAGUCUGGUAGCAUAGUUUCACAGGGCACAUAAGGCAGGGAAUACAUCAUCUUAACCCUAAACAUGUCAUAGUGAGGGACCAGCAUGUCUAACCUCAAAACACUGUUCCUGUGCUGUGUCUCAGACAGAGAGUCUGAGUGCCAUUUCACAUUGUGUCCCUUAAAAGGAUAGUUCACCCAGAAAUUAAAAUUCGGUCAUUAUUUGUUUACCCCCUUAUGUAUGAUCUCUUUUUAUUAUGUAGAACACAAAAUUAGAUGUUUAACAGAAUGUUCAUGCUGCUCUUUUCCAUUCAAGAGAAAAGAAGUCAUAAAUGUUUAUAACCACAUGAGGGUGAGAAAGUGUUAACAGAAUUUUUAAUUUUGGGUGAAUUUUUGGUAACUUACCUAGGGGCCCCUAACUACAGUAACGGCAUUUAGGCUUAUGAUCGAAAACGUCCACGUUUGUGUUUUUUAGAGCAAGUAUUUUAUGCUGACGUGUAAUUGCACUAUAAUUAUUGAGAGCUUUAUUUUUGGCGUGUUGAUCUAGACUCAGGAAAAUGCAUGUAAUGUCUGAUUGCACACCGAGAGAUAUUUUGAGGAAACGUCCACUUGGAUUUUUAAAGUGGUAGAGGGGACUAAGUGACUAUUGUGGAAAAGUAUAAAGAUACCUUACUUAUUGUGUUUUGUUUUGCAAUUUUAAAUUGAGUUUUCAGAUUCAUUCAGAACAGAUGGUGCAUGUGCACAUGUAAGUGACCACAGAUGGAAGAGAGUAAAGAUAGUGAUUUAAUUGCCCUUGGAGCCUAAUUUACUGCUUAAGCUAAUUGAAAUGUAUUUGAUUUAUUUUAUAUUCUCCCCUUUCAAGGCCUGUACAUUGUCUUUCAUGGUAUUUUUUUUUUUUUUUUUUUUUUUUUUUGACCGUCCUGUAUUUUAGAAGGUUCAAAACCCAAAUACUGUUACGCUAGUUAACUAAAUAAUUGGUGAAAAUUAGAGUGGUAUGUGCAAAAAAGGACAAAAAUAAGAAUUUUAUUUUAUUGUUCGUACUACCUAUGUAAAUAUACCAUUUACAUACAAGUGGUUACAAAGUCAAAUAAAAUGAACUGAUUUUAAGUUGUAAA